Caretta caretta (loggerhead turtle) is the source of this 3232-nucleotide messenger RNA. RefSeq names its product angiotensin II receptor type 2 (gene AGTR2). Gene Ontology annotation, molecular function: C-C chemokine receptor activity; angiotensin type II receptor activity; C-C chemokine binding. Lineage: Eukaryota; Metazoa; Chordata; Testudines; Cheloniidae. The record is from RefSeq and is a predicted model, not a curated record. Gene Ontology annotation, biological process: immune response; regulation of apoptotic process; inflammatory response. Gene Ontology annotation, cellular component: external side of plasma membrane; membrane.
CGGUAUUUGAUCGUUACGGCUGAGGGCUGUCCGGGUUGUGGCAGGCAGUGGGCAGGAUCUGGAGGGCGGCCUGGACCUUCUGCCUGCCGGUUGCAAAGGCUGCAGCGGGCUGCUGGGCAGGUCUGAGGGAGCCGGUGCUCCAGAGCCAGGGGUCUAUGCGGAGCAGCAAGAGGCCCGCAGACGUGCUGGUGGUGGGGGCUGUGUGGUGCAGGCCGCCUGCAAUGCGGGAAGCUACAGCAGGAGGAGCAUGGAGCAUUUGAGGCAGAGAAGAGCUUUCUGCCCUCUGGGCACAUUUAAAGGCAAUGUUCAGCACUGGGCCGGACGAUUCCCAGCGCCUGAGAGGGCAGCUGCGAUUAGCCACUGGCAGCCUGCAGUGAGCAAACCCGAGAGCCAUUGGCUGGUGGGCAUUGCCCUGAGCCUGGGGUGAGCUCUGCAUGGCAAGUGCCCUGUCUCGUUGGGAGGAGCGGUCACGUAGCCCCAGCGGAGGUGCCAGAGGAAAGCAGACUUCUAACAACAGGACAAAAUGUUUGCAGCGCUUGUGAAUGUUUAGCUUGCACCAAUCCUCUUGCACGAGUGUCUUCAACGAAAUAACAUACAAGUAAAAGAAGCACGAAAUGGGAAUGAUGGGGAAGCACAUUCAUGUACACAAUUUGCUGUGAGUUGUGUCUGGGUUUGAACGUGCAGGCUUACAGCUCUGCCGUGCUUUUAGACCAUGGGCUUGUUGCUUUAACUCGUAGCAUGAUUCUUCUCGCUGCUCUGGGAUUUGCUCUGCUGCAGACUUAGACUCUUGUGCAUCAUCUCACAAGCAAUGUACCUGUUUUAAGACACUUGGGUAAUAUAUGUCCAUAUUGUGUAUCAGAAGGCAGCAGCCCUCUGAGUUUUUCCUUCACUCACGAAGUAAAUAUUUUCCCUCUGUGAGUCCUUCUCAGAGUGUCCCCGGCUGCUUCCCACAGUCUACAUUACCUUCUGCCCAUUUUACUCCCUUUGUUGACUUUCCUGUUGUUUCUUUAGUUAGCACAAAUAUCUACUGCUCUCUUGAAUUUGUUGUCAAAGACUGAGAAUCCUUUAAAGAAAGUGGGAUUUCCCCCCUGAAAACCAUUAACUACAGAGAGUGUAUGUGUAUUUCCCCAGUAUAAGGAACCCACUAUCUAUGCUAGCAAAACAGCUCAAUAUGUUUAUGCAAAUUUCAUUUUGUUCUUGUUUCUCUCCUUUUCUGAUUCACUCUGUGAACUGACAUGAUCUUGGAUGGGGGAUUCGCAAUCAGUUUUGCUGCCAAAAAAAAAAAAAAUUCAACAAACUGGCAAGUGUUCAUAUUUCAGUCCUGAAGUUACGUAGGUUAAAGUCUCCUGGUGCAGACAACAGAAUGUAUCGGAAAGAAAGCAGAGAGCUGGAGAUGUUGCCUGCUAGAAGGAAAGUGGAAUAAGGGACCACGUUAUUCUAUAUCUAUCUCCAGCUUGAGUUCUGACACUUUUAAGGGGAACAAUGUGGUGAUAAAGGUGGUGACAAAUGCUAGCACAAGCAUUUCCAGCAGUGACUAUCUCCUCGCCAAUACCCAAGAUGUACAGUAAUUACUCCAGGCUCAACACUACGGAAGAAACACUUCAAGAUGUACAUUACUCUGCUACAAACGUAUCGACUGAGCAGAUGUCUCCCUCCUCCUGUCCACUUCUAUAUUCAGAUUAUCAAUUUACACUGAUUCCGGUGCUCUACUGCGUUAUCUUUAUCCUUGGACUUGCUGGCAACAGCGUGGUGGUCGUGGUACUCUGUCGCCACCACGGCCCUAAAACAGUUGCUAAUAUUUACAUUUUCAAUCUGGCCAUGGCCGAUUUGUUGUGCCUAGCCACACUCCCCCUUUGGUCAGCCUAUUAUGCCUAUGGAUACAACUGGCUUUUUGGAUCUGUGAUGUGCAAAAUUUCAAGUUCCGUUCUGUCUCUGAACAUGUUUGCAAGUAUAUUUUUCAUCACCUGCAUGAGCAUGGACCGGUACCGAGCUAUUGUCUAUCCUAUUCGGUCGCAAAGGAGAACACUGCAGCAAGCGUCGUUGAUAGCAUUACUUGUUUGGGGCCUAGCUUGUUUGUCUUCCCUGCCAACGUUUUAUUUCCGUGACAUGUACUUCAUUGAAAGCUUGGGGGUGAAUGCUUGCAUUAUGGCUUUUCCCUAUGAGAAGUAUGCAAAGUGGUCUGCUGGAACAGCCUUAAUGAAAAACACUCUUGGCUUUUUGAUUCCUUUAAUUGUCAUAGCCACAUGCUACGUGUGGAUCUGGAUGCAUUUAAUGAAAGCACAGGAAUUUAGGAAAAACAAACAAAAAAGAGACAAAGUCUUGAAGCUGGUGGCUGCAGUUGUUGUGGCUUUCUUAAUUUGCUGGCUUCCAUUCCACAUUUUAACCUUUUUGGAUGCCCUGGCUCGGAUGAACAUCAUUAAUAACUGUGACAUUAUAACAGCCAUUGACACUACUUUGCCUUUUGGCAUCUGCCUGGGAUUUGCAAACAGCUGCAUCAACCCUUUGUUGUACUGUUUCAUUGGACACCAGUUCCAAGAGAAGCUCCAACAUCUCUUUAAGCUGCGAGUCUAUCAGUUUAACAGCACCAGACAAAGCUCUUCUUCAAGAAAAGGGAGUUGCCUUAAAGAGGCUGAGACCCCUGGAAACUGUGACAAAGAAAGAUUGAACUGUAAACCAACACUGUAGGUAGCAAACAGGGUUUCUUUGGGGCAUCUGGGCGCUCUGAAUGCCACAACACUGUCCUCUUUUUUCCCUCCAUUUUCCAGAUUUUCUGGUACAAAAUGUUCAAAGGAGAAUUUAUUUUAAUGUACCGAGUCAUCUACUUUACCUGCCUUUUGGCAAAGAGCAAUGACUGCAGAAUUUUUACGUAAGGUGUAAUGUCUAUAAAAUCAACCUAUACAUGACGAUUUAAAACAUAAGAUUGUAUGUAGCUGGGGGCACAUGAAUGCUGUUUAAUACGACAUAGGAAAGGGUAACCAAAAUAAUGCUAAUAAAAGACUGUGCAAUAGAGAAAACUGUGACUAUCACACCCCCUCAUUAAAAUCUCUUCCGGAAGGAAAUAGUUUGGCAUGACAAAAACCUGUCAAUCAUGCUGUAAAAUAAGUAAAAUACAGAUAUUACUGUACCUGUUGGUAAGAAAAGAUUUUGUUCUGUAUUUCAUUUAGUGAAAGUAUUUGAUGAAGAGAUCAGAUUAUUCAUGCGUUCUGAAAGAACCCUCCCUGCAACAUUGUGA